This is a messenger RNA of Mycena citricolor, 1475 nucleotides long. Lineage: Eukaryota; Fungi; Basidiomycota; Agaricomycetes; Agaricales; Mycenaceae. The record is from the annotation of a GenBank genome assembly.
UAGUCGAAGUGACAGUCACAGCUUGCCACAGCCACAAAGCGAUCGUGUGCUGCUCACUCAGCUAAUUGCCGGCCAGGACACUACUCCGCUUCUGAACUUCUCGCAGAGCGCGCUGUAGCGGCCAGACUCGGUGGUUGUGGGCAACUCCUUACUCGUCUCGGCUCACUGAUCGCCACCACGCCCCAUCUGCUGAUGCCCAGGUCUGUCGGACAGCCGUUAUUGAUCUCAUCCAAUCCUAUAAGAGGCUACUGCAAUCAUACGUGCUCUCUCACUACUCUCCCAUCCAUCUUUAGCACGCCAUGGCUCUCUUUACACCUUUCAAGUUGGGAACUGUAACCAUCCCUAACAGGAUCGGAAUGAGCGCUCUGACGCGCAAUCGCUCAGAUCACACCGUCCCCAACGCUGUGAUGCUCGAAUACUAUGUUCAGCGCGCCAAGGGCGGAACUGGUCUUAUCGUCACUGAGGGAACGCUCAUAUCGCGUCAAGGGAGCGAAUGGCCAAAUGCACCUGGCAUCUUCAACCAAGAGCAGAUCAACGGUUGGAAGAAGAUUGUGGAUGCCGUUCAUGCAGAGGGUACCAAGAUCUACUGUCAAUUUGGGUCGGGUAACCAUCCUGAUGCCCCCGAGCAAUUGGCUGCUGGAGAGCCUGUCUGGGCGCCUUCGGCCAUCUCUGCACGUGGAGGAAAGUUCAGACUUUUGCCCGGUGUCCCGGGCUACGUGACGCCCACCGAGGUUCCUGACCCCACGAUCCUCAUCGCCCAAUUCAAGCAAGCCGCGAUCAAUGCCAAAGCGGCAGGAUUCGAUGGAGUUGAACUACACGGGGCAAACGGCUACCUUGUAUCUCAGUUCCUCGAAACCCACUCGAAUCAGCGCACAGACAAAUGGGGCGGCAGCGUCGAGAACCGUACCCGGUUCGCGUUGGAGGCUCUCAAGGCUCUUGUUGAGGUUUAUGGCGAGAACGUCUCGAUCAAGAUCAACCCUGCUGGAGGCUACAAUGGCAAGUAUUUCCUGGCAGAUGCUAUCGACACCUACAGCUAUCUUCUGAAGGCGAUCGACACCAUGGGGCUGUCCUACGUCACCCUCGUUCGAUACAGCGCGGCCCUAGACCCCGAGUAUGAUGGCAAGAAACGGGCUACCCAGCACGACAUCGUCGCCACAUACAGCCCUUUCUUGCAGAAAACUCCGAUCUGGGUCAAUGCCGGUGUUACUCCGGAAGAGGCUGAGAAGCUUGUGAGUGGUGGAAUCACUGGCGUGUUCUUUGGAUUCGCACAGGUCACGUGCCCCGAUGUCGGCCACCGUAUCAAGGCUGGGAUCCCGCUCGACAACGCGCCCGACUUCCAGCAUCUGUACGGGGCCGAGGGCAUCGACUACGCGAUCGGGUACACCGACUACCCCGCUGCGAAGUAGAAUCGAUUCUGCAGUCCCUAGAACUUAUCGCAUGAAACAAUUGUACUAGAAACGAAUGAAUCCUCCCAG